This is a messenger RNA of Hermetia illucens (black soldier fly), 6762 nucleotides long. It is a transcript of the gene Pi3K68D, whose product is annotated as phosphatidylinositol 4-phosphate 3-kinase C2 domain-containing subunit beta. The record is from RefSeq and is a predicted model, not a curated record. NCBI's taxonomy places the organism in Eukaryota, Metazoa, Arthropoda, Insecta, Diptera, Stratiomyidae. Gene Ontology annotation, biological process: phosphatidylinositol-mediated signaling; cell migration; phosphatidylinositol-3-phosphate biosynthetic process. The coding region runs from base 412 to 6036 and encodes 1874 amino acids. Gene Ontology annotation, molecular function: phosphatidylinositol binding; 1-phosphatidylinositol-3-kinase activity; 1-phosphatidylinositol-4-phosphate 3-kinase activity. Gene Ontology annotation, cellular component: cytoplasm; phosphatidylinositol 3-kinase complex; plasma membrane. The transcript has 20 exons.
CUUCCGCCUAGCCCAAUAUACACGAGAAUUCCCCUAUUUAUUUACGCAUCCAUUCAACAUCCGCCAAUUCACCACAUUCGAACUUGAUUACAACAAUCAGCUGACCAUACGAUUUUCGAACUUCCCAAGAAGAAGGCACACACGAAGUGAAAAAAAUUGCAUUCAUUCAUCAGCCGAAGUGGAAAAGUCACUGCUCGUCACUGAGGAGCUCCGCGAGUGCAAUGUGAAAAUGUUUUACGGAAUAUCAGUGAUUUGUGCGAACAAUUGCGUGUAAUUUCCGCUCGAGAACGACGGCGACUUGUGAAAAUUAGUGAGAUCCCGUUCUAAUGUGUCCUGCGACGGGAUAACAAAUCUUUGGAUAAAAAUCAUAUCCUACAAGUCUUUGCGUAAUAAACAUUUCAAACAAGAAAGAUGACAAAUCAAACGGAAUAUGAUUACGAGAAAAAAUUCCAAGAGGAUUUAGAAAAAGCAACAGCCUUGAGUCUAGAAUCACUGGCUCUUGAUCAGUAUCGCCGCACGAAACUUCAAUACUCCCACUCUGAUAUCACCGUGGCAAAACGGUUUGCCCAGAACCAACGAGAACGUAAUGCAGCAUCAACGACCACUAGUCAACCCCGAUCCCGACCUGGAUCAAUCAAAUCAGGUCGAUCUAUCGAUUAUGAUUUAGGCUCACCAAUUGGACCGCCACCGGCUGUACCACCGCGACGUCAUAGUGAAAUUCAUAUUCCAGAGAAAAAUUCAAAUGCGGAAGAGAAUGAUUUGAUAUCGUUUACGAGUCCAACUGCGAAGAAGGAGGAGAAUAUCAAUUUUGAGAAUUUGAUUGAGGAGAUACAAAGGCUAAACAACCAGCCAGGCAAUGCCCAACCAAACUACGCCGGCUACAAUCCAACCACACCACCAAUCACGACGAACAAUCUGCACCAGCAAUCACUACAAGUAGUCCCGUACAAUAGCCAACAGCAACCAACGCACAAAACGCCACUUACAAAUGAACAAUUACAAAAGCUGUAUAGCAUGCAACCGCAACAGUAUCAUCAUCUACAUCAGCAAUCGCAUCCAAUUCGACCUUACCUACAGGCCCAAACUGCGCCACCGCUCCAAACUGCUCCAUUCAGUUAUUCACCUCCUCUCAAUUAUGGAUUUAAUCCCAACAUUUUUCCGACGCCACAGAAUCAUUUGUCCCAUCAAACGCCUCCACCCCAAUCGGUACAGGCGUUACAUUAUCCAAAUAUUCAGUUGGUCGCUAAUCCAGAAUCAGCUCUUGUGCAAACAGCAAGUUCAGGCGGUCAGCAACAUUCGCAUGCGCAUCAUACAUCAUCGAUACCACCAUCAUCAUCAAAUCAAAUCCAACGCCAAAUAUCGCAAAUACCAAAAUCUGCUUCCCUAUCGGGCGUUUCGAAACUAGCUGGUAGUAGUAACAUCGGAAGGUCACCGCAAAACGUAAACAGCAGCCAUAAUAACAGUGGAAGCAGUGAUAUAGCAAGACGACCGAAAAAGUCACUGUGUGAUGACCUAAUCGAUUUGGGGCAUGAAGAUAACUCCCGAGUGAGCGUGCUGGAGGCAUUCGAUCCACUCUUAUCAAAGGAAUGGGAUGACAGUGACAACUCAUCAGACUGUGCAACUUCUUACUAUUCCGAGUAUGAUCCGUUCGAUUAUUUGUAUAGUUGUGGUACGCAGUAUUCUGAUCCCGUGUAUGAGGCGGUCAACAAAACUGAUCGAACACCGAUGAGUCCAGCCGCACCAAUUGGUUGGAACAUUCCAGCACUUGAUAAUGCCGCGCUAUCGCCAAUACCUAGCACAUCAAAAGACGUUGGAGACAGAUCACACCCACCGCCGCUUCCGCCAAGAAAUAGUUUCACCAGUCGACAAGAACAAACCAAACAAGUAUUGGAUCGACGAAAAGGUGCUACCAAAUUAUAUGAAACUGUGACAGAUCGGAAAACAUACGAUGCUGAACUAAUGGAAUUCUAUCGAAUGGUUCGUGAUUUACGGCGACAAUACAAAUAUACAGACACAAGGACCAAUAUUGGUCACGUGAUUGCAGCCGAAUUCGACAAUUGUUAUAGUUUAGAGACGAGUAUUAAAUUAAUGGUACAUCCAUCGUUAGAGGCGUUGAAGCGAACUGAUGAUAUCGUAAAUCAAGGACAGAUUUCAGGAUAUGGAGCACCAGUUCAAUUUACCUGUGAUAUAAGCACAACUGUCGAACAUGUAACCAUGCAUGCUUUUUGUGAAUUAGAAGGGCAAAUUAUUGGAAACGUUAGUGAUUUUAUGCUCAAGCCAAUUGGAGUCGUGGAAUGGUUGUCACCCACGUCUAAACUAAGUCAAUUAGAAUGUGUACACGAUAGUAUUAAAUUGGAGCAGGACGUACAAUUGGGUUUGUGUCCAAAAACUGAAGCCAAUAUGAUGGCAAUAGCUCGGACGGUUGCGGACGAUACGCGAGAUAUGGCAUUGAAACCGGAAGACAUUCUACCGAAUGAACAUAUGUCGACAAUUACUUUCGAUAGCAUGAUGAUUUUGAUAGAAACCCUCGAAACGGAGAUUGAUAAACUAGAGUCAUCAGUAACUGAUUCCAACAGUCACACAAUUAUCUCAUGUUCGGGUGUAGUUCAAGGAAUUAAGGCAAUCUGUGCUGUGCUGGGUUCAAUUGACACCCUUGAAAUUUGUGAAUAUGUCGACGAUCUGAAGAAUAUUUGCAAUAUGGGACAAGUAAUUUAUUCAUACAAUUCACCAUCAAGUCCAGACAUUGUUUCAGAAUCUGGAGAUUAUGCUGAAGUGAUGCUAAGACCCAAAUCAACUUUAGAUCAAAUUAAAUUGAAAUGCAAUUAUCUACGGGAGUCGAUACAACAGUUGAUUGAGACUUAUGCGAACGCGUUUAGAGUCGAUUUUUGCGUGAAGUCAAUUGAUUAUGCUACAACUCCAAUUCCAAUUUCCUGCGUCCUAAAACCCAUCAUGGUGAACUUAAGUUGUCUACAUCGUCCGCCGCCUAGUUGGAAAUUCGACGACUAUAUGCUUGGUGCACAAAUCUACCACGGAACUCGUUACAUAAGUCAACCAUUCGUCACACAAUGCUCCAACGACACGACAGGCGGUCUGUUUCCACGAUUAAAAUUCGACACUUGGAUCAGCUUUGAAAGUAAUCCCAUAUGCACAUUACCAAGGGAAUCAAGGCUGAUUUUUGUGCUCUACGGCUGUCGGGCAGAACCGGCUGAAGGCAGCGAACAGUCAAAUGAUAAUACUCAAGAACGUAAGAAGAUUACAACCGAAUUGGGAUGGUGUGCUGUGCAAUUGUUUGAUUUUCAAAGUAAUAUGGUCCUCGGAACGUAUCUUCUAUCUUUGUGGCCUCCUACUACUGAUAAAUUUUUGGGGCCCGCUCCUGCAAAGGGUUCACAUCCUCAACCUGAUUUUUGUCCAGUAUUAAGUAUAGAAGUGCCAAGUUAUGGCGGUCGCAUAGUAUUUCCUGAUCCACCCCCGAAUCCUCCUUCUGCUCCGCGAUACGAUUUCAAUAGUCUUGAUUGCAAUCUACAACAAGAGUUGCUUGACACAGCAGAACAAGGCUACUCCGGGACCUUGGAAAAACGUGAAGUAUUAUGGGAGAAACGUCAUUAUUUGCAAGCUUUUCCGCAUGCCCUUCCAAAAGUAUUGCAUGCCGCUCAUAGUUGGGAUUAUGCAAGUUUGAUUGAUUUACAUUCCUUACUAAACUCCUGGACACCGCUAACGCCAUUACAAUCCCUGGAGUUGUUGUUGCCACGCUAUCCCGACAUGGAAGUGAGAAAAAAGGCUGUCAAGUGGAUUUCACAAAUGCCCAAUGAUCAACUUGUUGAUUUUUUACCGCAAUUAUUGCAAGCUCUCAAGCAUGAUACGUAUGAUGCAUCCCCUAUGGCUCAGUUUUUGUUAUGUAAAUCAUUGGAAUCACCGAGAAUUGCUCAUCAUUUGUAUUGGCUGUUGGUUCACAGUUUACCAGGAGAUUCACCACAAAAUUCAAUGGACAGCUUAACAUCGGAUUUGGAUGAGAGUCUGAUAACUCAGGCAAGAUAUCAUCGACGUAAUAAAAUGAUGCUGCGAGGAUUGUUGGGUAUUUGUGGAGAGAAGUUAUCGUCGAGGUUUUUGUCGCAGAAUAUGAUGUGCAAGAAUCUCGCGGACACCGCACAAAAUGUAAAAAGUGCCAAAGAAUCCAUGCGUCAAAAAACCCUCAUACAAGGCUUAGAUAUGGUCAAUCAAAUUCUGCAAGAAUCGCCCACGUCCUUACCGCUUGAUCCUGCACUAGAAGUAUAUGGCGUAAACUCCAGAAAUUCCAGUUUUUUCAAUUCAUAUACACUCCCCUUGAAAAUUUCAUUUUUGGGUCCAGAUCGUGGUAUUUUACCGGCGAUAUUCAAGUGCGGUGACGAUCUCCAGCAAGAUAUGCUGACUAUCCAGCUUGUUCGGAUAAUGGACAAAUUAUGGCUUGCUGAGGGAUUGGACUUGAAAAUGGUCACUUUCAAUUGUGUCCCAACUGGCUAUAAGAAGGGAAUGAUUGAGUUGGUGACGGAGGCAGAAACAUUGCGGAAAAUUCAAGUGGAGUAUGGACUCACGGGGUCAUUUAAAGAUCGUCCAAUUGCUGAGUGGUUAGCCAGACAGAAUCCGAGUCAGUUGGAGUAUAAGCGAGCAGUGGAUAAUUUUACCUAUUCGUGUGCCGGCUACAGUGUAGCUACUUACGUUUUGGGUGUUUGUGAUAGACAUAAUGAUAACAUAAUGCUGAAAACAUCGGGACAUUUGUUUCAUAUUGAUUUUGGCAAAUUUUUAGGAGAUGCACAAAUGUUUGGGAAUUUUAAACGCGACCGAACUCCCUUCGUAUUAACCUCCGAUAUGGCCUAUGUGAUAAACGGUGGCGAUAAAUUAUCAACAGCAUUCCAUAAUUUUGUUGAUUUGUGCUGCAAAGCAUUCAAUAUCGUCCGGAAACAUGGUGAUCUCCUUCUUCAUAUGCUUGCCUUGAUGGCAACAGCUGGAAUACCGGGUGUAACAGCCGAUGCAGUCACCUAUGUACGGAAAGCUUUACUCCCGUCUCAGUCAAACCCUGAAGCUGCCGCAUCAUUCGCUAAAAUGAUCCAAUUUUCACUGAAGAGUUGGUUUACACAAUUCAACUUUUUCCUGCACAAUUUGGCUCAAAUGCGAUUCAAUAGUGAUGAGGGGAAUGGAGAGUUAUUGACCUUUAUCCCGAGAACUUACACAAUGAAACAAGAUGGUCGACUAAAGUCGGUUACGGUGGUUAAUUAUCAAAAACGGUACGAUUUGGAGAAAUAUUAUACAUACAUCCUGAAAGUUACCCGACAUAAUCAACCAGAUCCGACCUACCUAUUUCGAUCUUACAAAGAAUUCUGUGAGUUUCAUCAGAAGCUUUGCUUACAUUAUCCGUUGGCCAAGCUGCACAGUUUACCUAGUGGCAUCCACGUCGGUCGAUCGAAUGUGAAGACAGUGGCCGAGCGCAGACUUCCUGAAAUCCGGAAAUUCCUUAUAUCGCUCUUUCUCUCCGCUGACGAAAUCGCUCAUUCCGACCUGGUUUACACAUUCUUCCAUCCUAUAUUGCGUGAUCAACAGGAAGCAGACAUUACUGUUCCCAAAAUCAAAGUUGUACCGUCGCUCAACCCAGCUGAACCGAUAUGUGGGGAAAUUAAACUAUCGUUACAGUAUCGUCGCGGUGCACUAACAGUCAUGAUUCAUCAUGCCCGAGGACUAGCCAAGUUAGCAGGCGGCCAGGAGCCCAACACUUACGUCAAAUGCUACCUAAAGCCUGAUCCAAGCAAAGCGACAAAACGUAAAACAAAGGUUGUGCGUAAAACAUGCGUUCCCAGUUUUAUGGAGACGUUGGAGUAUCGUAUGCCUAUCGAGCAUAUACGAAAUCGCACAUUGGAGGUCACGGUUUGGUCGCACGAUACACUACAAGAGAACGUCCUGUUGGGAGGCUAUCAACUACCCCUGGCAGAACUAGAUUUAAGGGAGGAGUACAUGCAGUGGUGUCGUCUGGGCUACUUGCCGCGGUCAAGACGGGACGUACCGCAAUGAGCGACGACACUAGAACGUGGUCGAAUUUCUGAAGAGAGAAGGACCUUUAGCUGGGACUGAAACAAGAUGCAGGGCAAUAUACUUUUAUCAUAAACGUAGCUUGGUAACUUUAAGCGAUUGAGCGAGCUUUUCCGUAAGGAUUGAUGUUUCCUUGUUUUGUAAUUGUGUAUGGCUAUUAUCAUCAUUCGAGUAGAUUUAUAUAGUUAAGAUAUAUAUUUUUCUAGAGGCAACAUUUUCAGCAAAUUUACUGUCAUUCCGCUAAUGUUGUAUUCGCACAUUUGAAAAUAUUUGUUGUUCCACUCUGAAUAUGCGCGACAAUCCAAAGUUUCGUAUUUAAUUCGUCUGCCUUUUGUAUUUUCCACAAUUUUUUCUUCAAUCAUCGUUUCAUUGCCAAUUUUUCCAUACAUUUGAAUUUAUAUUUUAGUUUAUUUAUAUCUUCUUUGCGGUAUUUUCAUCCUCGUCUUUUGCCUUUCCAUAACAAUUAUUUGCUUUUAACAACCUUUCUUCCGUGGUAUUUCUAGAGUUAAGUGGUCUAAUAUUAGUUAUUAAAAAUUGUAAACACACAACGUUGCAUUUGUAUAUAAGUUUAUGCUUCUUAUUGUUGGUAAGAAAGGAAGUUAUGGAUUUUUUUUUUUAACAAAGAGAUUUAAAGGAGAAAGCAGAAAAGCCUAAAUGUCUCACUAUUGUUUAUAUACAUAAUUAUAAAUAAAAUAUUUGUAUACGUCA